GAUGCACAGUGUGUAUCUCGCAGCAAGCUGGCAGGCGGCAGGCGACCGUAGGUUGACGUCGCGUCUCGCAUUGACAGCUGAAACCGUCAACAAACGGGAAUAUGAUUGUCUGUAGCAAUACUGCUCGCCAUUCACGCACACGCCGGUAGGCGAAUAGCACGUGGCAGACUAAAUUAGAGCGAUAUGAGACGCCGCGCGCGUCUCCAGUAGGUCAUACUGUGCGACACAGCGCGCGCUGAAACUACUAAAUACGCCGACACGGAGUAUGUUAGUUCCAAGAGCCAACUUGAACAGCAGUGAUGAGCAUCAGCAGGAAGUGGAGAGAAUAUGUGGCAGCACUCAGUGCUACCUUGAUCACGGCGGCGGCGGGCACCACCGUCGGCUGGACAUCCCCCACGCUGCCUAUCCUGCUGGGUCCAGAUUCCCCAAUACAUACCACGGCAGACCAGAGCUCAUGGAUCGUCUCGCUUAUGAUACUUUGUUCAGCCGCAAGUCCCAUACCAGCAGCAUACUUAGCAGACAGGAUCGGCACCAAGAAAACGCUGCUCCUGGCUUCAGUGCCGUACAUCAUAGGCUGGAUCCUGGUCAUGUUGGCCGGGAACGUUCCUACCAUCUACGUCUCUCGUCUCAUCUCAGGAAUCGGCUACGGUAUAGCGUAUACAACUGCCCCUAUGUAUCUGGGAGAAAUCGCAUCAGAUGAAGUCAGAGGUUCUAUGGCGACGCUGAUCACUGUUAUGUCCAAGUUUGGUAUCCUGUCGCAGUAUUGUAUCGGUCCCUACGUGUCAAUGAUGGGGUUAGCCAGCUUCAACAUCGCUAUACCAAUCCUUUUCGUUGUCACAUUUAGUGCGAUGCCUGAAUCACCGUACUACUUCAUCAAAUCUGGACGAAAUGCCGAAGCCGAAAUGUCACUAAAGAAACUUCGCGGCAAGGACUACAUUAUUGAAGAACUGGACAGCAUGACAGCUUUGGUCAAUGAGAAUAUGAAAGAAAAAAGCAGAUGGAAAGACCUUGUUAAGGUCGGAGGAAACAAAAAAGGUCUUAUAAUUUUAUUGGGAAUAUAUUUUACCCAACAAUUCUGUGGUAGUACCGCUAUUAUAUCCUACGCACAACAAAUAUUUGGUGCAGCUGAAGGAGGAUUUGGUGCGAAAGAAUCGUGCAUAUUGUUAGGUUCAGUGCAGUUGUUAACAUCAGCGAUUUCUUCGCAACUCGUCGAUAGAUUGGGAAGAAAGCCACUUUUACUCGUAUCUUCCUGUGGUGUAGGCUUAGCGAACAUUAUUAUAGGGGCAUACUUUUUUAUAAAACACCAGAACAGUGAAUACCUCGUCGCUUUAAGGUUCAUUCCCAUAAUUGUGAUACCGAUAUUUAUAUUUUCUUAUACAAUAGGUUUGGCCACAGUUCCAUUCGCAAUAACUUCAGAAAUAUUUCCAACUCACAUUAAAUCAAAAGCCACGUGUGUGAUACAGAUUUUUGUUGCUCUGAUGACAUUUGCUGUCACGAAAUUAUUCCAAGUCGUUGCCGAUAAUUUGGGUGAAUACGUAGCGUUUUGGGGUUUCGGACUUUUGUCCGUAGCUGGGGUGAUAUUCAUUUUAGUAUUAUUGCCGGAAACAAAGGGGCAAUCAUUUGCUGCUAUACAGGAAAAAUUAUAUUCGUCCAGUGAAAAGGUUGUUUUUGAAAAAAGCGAGGAUCAUUUAGGUGCAGUCAGAAUUAACAUUUAAGAAUACAUGUUAAUUGUUAUUAACAGAUCUCGUAAAGUAUAAAAUUACAUAAGUUUUGUGUAACAACACUAAAAUACUAAUACUACUUACGCAUGUAAAAAGUGAGUACUUAAAGCGAUUGUCCGUCCGGUACUUUUUGUUUCAGUAUUUAUUGUAGGAAUAUAAAACUACUUGGUGUUCAUAUCAACAAAAUUUUGAGUAUCGGUUUUGAUGUUUCCUUUCAUAAGCAUACUGAAUAUUAAGCCUUGAGUAACUUUUACAACAAAAGACUUUAAAAAAAGAAAUAAUAUCCAAUUAGUACCAUUCUUAAUAAUGCGUGUGAUGCGGACAAUUUUAAGGGACCAAAGUACUUACCAAUAUUUUAAUACUACUAUUUAUAAUUUGUAUUUUAUCCUUAUUAUUUUAUAUAAGUAUAUUGCCAGCAAAAUGUACACAGCGAACUCUCAAGUGCCUUCGGUAAUAUAUAGGUAAUAAGUAUUUUUUAAGUACAAUCUUACUAGAUUUAAGUAAAUACGAAUGAAUACUUCAUGUAUAACCAUACCAUAAUAAACCAUAAUAAAUGCAUGCUCAUACAUAUGAUGAUGUCCAUAUCUCUGAGGAGUAGCCUACUACAUCAUCCCUCUUGAUACAAUUCGUGCAUACUUUUUCUUCAACUAUGCAUCAAUUAUUUCAUGCAAGAUAAGCGUCCUUUCAAUUCUUAUUUUCAUCGUAACGCCUGAAUUUGAUAAUAACACUCGCGUUAUAUAUGCGCAGAGUUUACCUGAUUUCAUUGAUCCUCUCAACAUGAUCGACCAUCUAAACUUUCUCUUUUCUAUUCCUGUCAGUAUAUCUUCUUUCAUACUCUCAUCUUUGCAUGUAACCGGGAACACCCUCCACAGCAAUGCUUUAGGGCCCGGAAUCUCUUUCAUAUCGUCUUUCUUAACAUUCCCUUAUCUCGCUAUUCUUAAUCCUUUCACUCAAUUUACUCCGACCAUACUAUAAUAAUAAUAACGUUUA
Amyelois transitella is the source of this 2711-nucleotide messenger RNA. Its product is annotated as facilitated trehalose transporter Tret1. Gene Ontology annotation, cellular component: membrane. Gene Ontology annotation, molecular function: transmembrane transporter activity. The record is from RefSeq and is a predicted model, not a curated record. Bases 300 to 1715 code for a protein of 471 amino acids. Gene Ontology annotation, biological process: transmembrane transport. The transcript is spliced from 4 exons. Lineage: Eukaryota; Metazoa; Arthropoda; Insecta; Lepidoptera; Pyralidae.